Puma concolor (puma) is the source of this 2394-nucleotide messenger RNA. The record is from RefSeq and is a predicted model, not a curated record. Lineage: Eukaryota; Metazoa; Chordata; Mammalia; Carnivora; Felidae.
AUGGAGUCUUCAUCUGAGGGCCAAAGAUCAUCCCACAUCAUGAUACAACCAAAUGAAACAGUACUGACUGCCCUUCCCUAUGAGCCUCAGAGCUCUCUGCUGGAUUUCCUGAAGGGAGAGCCAAAAGUCUUGGGGGCUCUCCAGAUCCUGCUUGCUCUGAUCACUGCGGGUGUUGGAACCAUCUUUGCAUUCAAUUACUUCCAUUUCUCCCAGAGAUUUCCCCUCGUUUUCCUCACGGGAUAUCCAUUCUGGGGAGCAUUUAUUUUUGUUAUUACGGGAUACAUCACAGGAAUCAAUGAGAAGAAAAAAUGUAUGGGACAAGGUGUCACAGCCAUGAAUGUCAUCAGUUCCUUGGUUGCGGUGGCUGGGAUUACUCUAACCAUUAUCAGCUACAGGUACCAGCACAAGUACUGCCAGAUGCCCUCCCUCGAAGGAAUAUGUGUUAUAGGUAGAAACCUGUUCAAUGGAAUUUUGUCAGUCUUACUGGUCACCAGCAUAGUAGAGCUCGGCAUCUCUGUGACUAUCUCCUCCUUCAGAAGCAAGUGCUGGACAACCUCCGAUGAGAUUGUAUUUUUCUUGCCUUCGGAUGUUAUUCAAGAGAGUGAACUCUCUGUCCCUGAAGAAAAUACUGCAGUACAAUUUGAGCUUCAAGAACAGUCCUCCACUGCUGAUUCAACAACAAACAUACAACCUGUUUUCAUUGGAGGCUAUACUUUCUUCAAGUUAAGAGUCACAAGAAAUCCUUUAGCUUUCAGACAUUCAAGGAGGAGAAGCAGUAAAACUUACUACACAUCUUCUGUGUCUAUGCUAGAUGAACAACAGAAAAGUAUUUCUCCACCUUCACAAGUUUAUGAGGAAAGACCUAAGCUGAAACCUUUGCUUCCCACAUUGCUGGAAAGGUCCACAGAAAACAUCCCAUAUGCCAAACAACUGAAAGAUGAAGACCUAAAAUCUGCUAUUGCACAACGCCCAGAAAAUCAAACCCAACUUCUGCAGUCCCGCGCUUUGCCACUCCAAGUUUUCCCAUCCAGUUACAUAAAAAAACUCCAAAUGUUACCACCCCAGGCUCUGCCAGUCCUGGCAUCUCAAGCCCCAACAUACCAGGACACACAGUCUCCAGGCCUGACAUCAGAAGACAUGCCAUACCAAGACAUAUCAUCCCAAGAAUCACAAUACCAGAGCAUGCCAUCCCAAGAUACACAAGCCCUAGACAUGCCAUAUCAAUAUGCACCAUCCCAAAACACACCAUCCCAGAACACAUUAGCCCAAGACAUGCCAUCUAAAAAUAUAUUAUCCCAAGACAUGAUAUCCCAAAAGCCGCCAUCUGAAGGCAUACUUUACCAAGAUCUGCAUUCCCAACUACAAGCUCUGCCAGCACAAUCCAUGCUACUUGCAGCCCCAGCAUUUCAUGCAGCCCAGUCCUCUAAUAUACAACGCCUAGAUCAGCAAGCCCUAGAUCUUCAACAUCGAAAUCAGCAACUUGCACGUGUAUCGUACCAAGACAUGCAAUCAGAAGUCAUGUUACUGACCCAAGAAUGGAAAUCUCAGGAGGAAUUCCAGAGCAGGAAAUCCACAAAGUGGCAAUCCCUAGACUGGCAAAAUGAGAACCUGCAAUCCCGAAAGUCACAUGAUUUAUACAGGCAAAACAAAGGCUGGCAAACUCCAAAACAGAAAUCCCAGGACUUGCAAAUGCAAGGCCAGCAAUCCCCAAGAAAGAAAUCCCUAGACCAGCACAUCAAGGACUGGUUAUCCCCAAAGAGGCACUCCAUAGAUAAGCAAAGCCAAGUUAAGCAAACCAGACAGAAGUCCUCAGAUCAGCGAACUAAAGACCAGCUGCUGGACAAAGAGGAAAAAUCCCCAAAGGAACAGCCCAAAGAUAGACAAGAUAAAGCUCAACAGACUGAUACGGAGAAAUCCCCCAAGAAGCAAACCCAACAGGAGCACACUAAAGAUCUGCAAGUCCGAGAGGAGAAAUCCCCCAAGAAACAACCCCAGUAUGAGGAGGUUGAAAACCUGCAGGCCCAAGAGGAGAAAUCCCUGAAGCAGCUACAUCAAAACUGGCAAUCCCAAAUCCAGGAAUACCAAGCUUGGCAAUCUUCAAGCCAACAAUUCCAAGACCGGAGAAUUCAAGGCUGGAGAAACAAAGAGUGGAAAGCACAAGAAUUGGCACUUGAAAUGCCACAUUCCCUGAGGUGGGAAUCCCAAGCCUGGCAAACCCAAGAUCUACUAGAGAAAGAGUCCCUAAAGCAGAAAGCUCUAUACCAAGAAGCCCAAAAUGUGCACGUCAUAACUCGACGUCAGCAAUUACAAAGCAUUCCAUUCAACGACAGUCAGUAUCAAGAUGAGGAACAAGACCUUAAAUCCACAGAUAUCCAAAAAGAAGGGGCUCAGUAA